CCGCUGAACCAUGUAGACUGUGUGUAAUAAACUUAGUGUCUAAAUAUCACAGUGUUUUAUUUUGAGGAUCUGAUACUCAUUACAUGGUGUCAGAAGUAAACGAACGGUUAAAUUUAUCGAAAAGAAAGUGAUCGGUUGCAGUUUAAUUCGCGAAAAAGUCGUCGAUCGACGGAAACGGAAAAAAUUGAUGUGAAGUAAACUGUAAACGACGCCGUGAAAAAAGAAGAUUGCGUGUGUGUGCGUAUUGUCGGCUUACUGUGCAGUGAUCAUUCGAGAAGGAAAAAAAAGAGAUAGAGUGCGAAUUAUACAGCUAGACAUGGAUCGACUACCACCACCGUUGGAUUGUUCGAACCUAGCGAAAGAGUGGCCCAAAUGGAAACAACAACUUAACAUCUAUUUGAUUGCAACAAACAAACACACGGAUCCGGAGCGAAACAAAAUUGCGUUGUUUUUGUGGUUGGUUGGCGAACGUGGUGUGGAGAUAUACAACACCCUUUUUCCCAACACUGGUGAUGUUGACAGUAUGUUUGGGGCCGAAGAAAGUGGAGGAGCCGGAAGAGCUGAUGAUGACGACGCUGAUGGUGGUGCUGCUGAUCCGGAAAACCCUUUACAGAUUAGACAAACGCCGCGAACGCUUGUGCAAGUUAUUGAAGCGUUUGAUGCUUACUGUUUGCCUCGCAAAAAUACCGCCAUGGAAGCAUUCAAGUUUAACAUGAUUGUCCAAAAAGAGAGACAACCAUUUGCAGAUUUCGAAACAGCGCUCCGAACUCAGCUGGCUUACUGCGAGUUUCUGUGCCAAUCGUGCCAUACAUCAUAUGCUGACCGAAUGCUGAGGGAUCGGAUCAUUAUCGGCGUGCAAGACAAAAAACUCCAACUCAAGCUGUUAGAUGGAAAGGAUGAACCAUUGGCGAGGAUUAUAGAAAUGUGCAAGAUAUUUGAAGCAGCCAACGAAAACAAGUUACUUUUGGAGCGAAAGGGUCAACAGGUGGAAGUGCAUCUGGUCGAAAAAACACCUGAAGAGGAAAAAAGUAACGACGUGAAGGAUGUUGCAGCAAUCAAGGCGUCACUAUGUUACAACUGCGGUCAACCAUACAACGGGCGUCAUCGACAGUACUGUCCUGCCAGGAACGAGAACUGUCACGCUUGCGGCCGCCGAGGACACUUCAAGAGGUUUUGUAAAUCAUCCAAGCCAGGAGACGAUCGGAGCGUAGGAGGGAAGCCAUCGGAGAAAUCAAAACGCAGUAACAACACCAAAUUUGUUCAUUCUUUGAACUGGGCUGACACAGAUUCUUCUUUCCUUUUUGGCAUUUGGGUUGCACAACAGGACGUGAAUCGGUACCGGCUGAAAGUUCCAUGUUGAGCUAUGAUUGGU
Messenger RNA from Uranotaenia lowii, 1372 nucleotides. RefSeq lists its product as uncharacterized. Gene Ontology annotation, molecular function: zinc ion binding; nucleic acid binding. The transcript has 2 exons. The record is from RefSeq and is a predicted model, not a curated record. NCBI's taxonomy places the organism in Eukaryota, Metazoa, Arthropoda, Insecta, Diptera, Culicidae. Bases 317 to 1360 code for a protein of 347 amino acids.